UCAUCAAUUAUUGAUCAAGACAAACAACCAGAGGUCUAUCAACAUCAGAACCAAUACCAAUCACAACAGAACAUUAAUAACAACAUCAACAACAACAAACACCAGAAGGAUAGACAUCCUUCAAAGUAUCAUGGAAAGAACUACAAAAACCAAGGGUUCAACAACAACAACAACAACAACAACAACCACCAGAACAACAACCAGAACAACGACAACAAUCAAUAUCGACACAACAACUACCACAACAACAACUACAACCAUCACAACAACAACAACAACAACAGUAGUCGUAACUCCUCGAACCACUACUACAAAUGGUCCAAAGUGAGCAGACCAGGGGACCAAGAACAAGAGAUGACUAAAGGUCAUUCGUAUCCAAUCUCAUCGCCUCCAUCCUCACCAUUCUCUCCCAAUUGCCAGACUCCCGAGCCACUUGAGAGCACCAAAGCCACUACACUGUCAACCGAUGAUACAGCUCCAGAGGUGACCGUUCAGACUACAGAGAUAGUGCCAACAUCGUGUGAUGUUGAGUCCGAAGGUCCUAUCACAUCAUCAACUGAGCCAGACCAUGUUGACGCCAAGACAUUAGACCAGGUCAAGUUAUCCAAUGCCACAACCAUAGUCGGUAUCCAAGAUCAUGAUGAAGUUGAGAGUAUGGAUAUCAUUGCCACCACUCCACUUCCACUCCCAGACACGGAAGCCUUGACACAGUCAUUGUAUGAGGUGACAUCUAUCUCUACCCCGCCAGCUCCAUCAAAGGCACCAAAGUCCAAGGGAUCGAAGAAGUCUGGAGUAGCCAAGGUACAGAGCCAGCAGCAGCCUCAUCAACAACAGCUGGCCUUGCAGUCCAGUGCCAUUCUACAAAGUGCCAACCAGAUGGCAUACUACCAGACGCCUCCCAACACUACCUACUAUGAUCCACAGAUGUUGAUGCAGUACUAUCCACAAUACCAUUGUCCACACUGUGUACCCAUGUAUAUGCCAACACAGACGGUGUAUCCUCCACCUCCACCUCCUGCUCCCUACAUGACUCCAUCUCAACCAUACUAUGGUUACUACUAUGAAAGGUAUGUAUGUCCACAUUUAACCUCUAUAUAUUACUUGACUUGUUAUAAUAUUGGUUCUAAUUUCAGACCACCCUUG
Acytostelium subglobosum LB1 is the source of this 1143-nucleotide messenger RNA. RefSeq lists its product as hypothetical. Lineage: Eukaryota; Evosea; Eumycetozoa; Acytosteliales; Acytosteliaceae. The record is from RefSeq and is a predicted model, not a curated record. The annotation marks the transcript as partial. The transcript has a single exon.